GCCACAACUGACAGAUUCAGUGGCGUUGUUUCUAGAAAGAAGUCUCAGCUGUUUUUUUUGACAUGUUGGUUCUCUGACGUGGUUUAUAAAGGAAUAAAUCCUCACCGCGAAAGUCUUGAAUUAAAACCCUCACUAUCAACAUCUUAGAGACUAGGAGAAGACUAGCUUGGGCACCAUGAAACUAUCAAUAGCACUGCUAAGCGUCGUGCUGGCAUGUGUGGGCAUUCAACAAGUAGCCAGUCUGGCUGUAAUGUCUGUGGACUUCGGUUCAGAGUGGAUGAAAGUAGGCAUCGUUUCCCCGGGAGUCCCAAUGGAAAUCGCCCUGAACAAAGAGUCCAAACGGAAAACCCCGGCAGUCAUCAGCUUCAGGGAUAACGUGAGGCUGUUUGGCGAAGAUGCCCAAACGGUCGGGCUGCGAUUUCCCAAGCAAGCCUACAGCUAUCUUUUAGACCUACUAGGAAAAAGCAUAGAUCAUCCCCUAGUGAAGCUUUAUCAGGAGCGAUUUCCUUACUACGAAAUCGUGCCUGAUGUUGAUCGGGGCACCAUACUGUUCAAACAGGACGAUGAUACGUUCUUUAGUCCAGAGGAACUAAUAGCGCAAUUUUUGACCAAGGCUAGGGAGUUUGCGGAAAGUGGGGCCCAACAGCCUAUAAAGGAGUGUGUUUUAACUGUACCAGGAUUCUUCAAUCAAGUUGAGCGCAAUGCUCUUUUGGAAGCCGCGGAACUGGCUGGUCUUAAAGUUUUGCAGCUGAUAAAUGAUUACACUGCAGUGGCCUUAAACUAUGGCAUAUUUAGGACUAAAACCUUCAACGAAACUGCUCAGUACGUGAUGUUUUACGACAUGGGAGCAUCUUCGACCACUGCUACACUCGUCAGUUAUCAGAACGUUAAAACCAAAGAACGGGGAUUUGUAGAGACUCACCCUCAGGUGCAAAUAUUAGGAGUGGGCUACGACCGCACCCUUGGAGGCCUGGAAAUUCAACUGAGGUUAAGAGAUUAUUUGGCAGAAAAGUUCAACGACAUGAAAAAAACGUCCAACAACGUUUUCGAGAAUCCCCGGGCUUUAGCCAAACUCUUCAAGGAGGCGGGACGAUUGAAGAACGUUUUGUCUGCGAAUUUCGAGCACUAUGCUCAGAUUGAGGGCUUAUUGGACGAGCAGGACUUUAAAAUUCUAGUCACGAGAGAUGAACUGGAGAGUCUUAUUCCAGACUUGUUAGAACGUGUUACUUACCCGGUUAAACAGGCUUUGAAGACGUCUCAAUUAUCCAUUGAUAUUGUCAAUCAGGUUGUCCUAGUUGGAGCAGGAACCAGAGUUCCAAAGAUUCAGGAAAUUCUCCAGAAAGAGCUCCGACAAGAUUUGGCAAAGAAUCUCAACACUGAUGAAGCGGCUGUUAUGGGCGCAGUCUACAAAGCCGCAGACUUAAGCACUGGUUUUAAAGUGACGAAGUUCCUCACUAAAGAUGCCGUUUUAUUCCCCAUACAGAUCGUUUUCCAAAGGGAAACCAAAGAAGGCAUAAAGACAGUUAAACGUACGCUGUUCGGCCUAAUGAACCCCUACCCUCAGAAGAAAAUAAUCACGUUCAACAAGCACACCGACGACUUUAGCUUUACGGCCAACUACGCUGAUUUGGAUUAUUUGCCUGCCGGCGAAAUUCUGAACAUUGGCGGCAAGGAUCUCAGCGAAUUCCAUCUAACUGGUGUUGCUGACGCUUUGCAGAAAAACCUGGGAGAAAAUGCGGAAAGCAAAGGAAUCAAAGCUCAUUUUAACCUUGACGAAUCAGGAAUCCUGAAUUUGGUCAAUGUGGAGCUUGUGGUUGAGAAAACUGUAGAUGCGUCUGAAGAGGAAGGCACUUUAUCGAAGAUCGGGAGUACCUUGGGUAAAUUAUUCGGAGGUCAAGAGACGGAACAUCCUACGGAAACUCCCCAAGCUGAAGAUAAACCAGUCCACGAAAUCCAUGACGAUGAUCGGCCAGAAGACGCUAAACCCGCAGAGAAUAAAUCCAAAGAAGACAAAGCCACCAGCGGCACAGAAGGGAAGAAUGCGACAGAGACAAAAGAAGUUAAAUCGAAAAUCGUCACUCAUAAAGAGCCGAUUAAAAGCAGCGAGAGCAUUUUAUCAAUCAACGGAUUAAAUGAGCAACAGUUUGAGAAAUCGUUGGAAAAAAUCAAGAAGCUGGACAAAAUUGAAAAGGAUGUAAAUCGAAGGGCGUCAGCAUUGAAUAACUUGGAAAGUUUUGUAAUUGAUGUGCAAAACAAACUAUAUGAAGACGAAUAUAUUAGCGCUUCAACUGAGGAAGAAGUGGAGGCAAUUCUGAAGGCCUGCAGUGAAGUUUCGGAUUGGUUAUACGAAGAUGGAUCAGAAGCAGACGCAGACACUUAUGAAAAGAAACUGGACGAAGUCCAAGCCUUGACCCGAGACCUGUUUGCUCGAGUGUGGGAGCAUAGAGAGAGGCCCGAAGCACUCAAAGCGAUGAACUCGAUGCUUAAUCAUUCCAGCGUGUUUUUGAAAACUGCGAAGAACUUCACCGAGGCUGUAAAUCCGGACAAUUUUGUUUUCAAAGAAUCGGAAAUUGAGGCUUUGGACAAACUAAUAAACAGCACUGAGGAGUGGAAGGAAAAGUUGGUUCGAGAGCAGACGGAGUUAGAAUCGUCCAAACCGCCUAAGCUGACAGUGAAAAGCUUAAUGGAUAAAAUGGCAGCUUUAGAUCGCGAAGUUAAAUUCCUUGUUAAUAAACUGAGGAACUUUAGACCGAAAAAAGUGGAUAAGAAGCGUGACACCGUGACCAACGCCACAGCAGAGGAGGCGAACAGUACUUUACCAGAGAAAGUGGAAGAGGAUGAACAAAUUGAGGAUACGGUAGAAGCACCUGAAGACGGGAAUAACAGCACAAAGGAGCAAAUUGAACCAUCAACCACAGAGAAAAAUGACGGAGAUUCUCACUCAGAACUAUAGAGAUUAAGUGUGUAAAGAUUAGUGCAUUUAUUUAUUACUAGAUUAUUUAUUAAAAUUGCAGCAAUUUGUUCAUGAUAUAUGCAAGAUUUUCCUUUUGGCACUACCCGAGUGAUUCACAGAGUGUUUGGGUAGACUGUGAUUUUGUACAUUUGUUGAAUUGUUUUCCAGUGUUUAGCAGACAUUUACCAAAUAUCACAAUUAAUUCUAAGUGAGGAAUGAAGCUCAAGUUUCAUUCCUCACAGAUACUGGAUCCAGAAAACCAAUAAACAUGAAUGAUUAUUGGCUUUCCGUAUCAGCAAUAUACGAAUAGCAUGGAUGUGAAUAAAAAACCAAAAAAUGUU
This is a messenger RNA of Dendroctonus ponderosae (mountain pine beetle), 3294 nucleotides long. Its product is annotated as hypoxia up-regulated protein 1. Lineage: Eukaryota; Metazoa; Arthropoda; Insecta; Coleoptera; Curculionidae. Gene Ontology annotation, cellular component: endoplasmic reticulum chaperone complex. Gene Ontology annotation, molecular function: ATP-dependent protein folding chaperone; ATP binding. Gene Ontology annotation, biological process: negative regulation of hypoxia-induced intrinsic apoptotic signaling pathway; cellular response to hypoxia; endoplasmic reticulum unfolded protein response. The record is from RefSeq and is a predicted model, not a curated record. The coding region runs from base 176 to 2953 and encodes 925 amino acids. The transcript is spliced from 7 exons.